UUUCUUCACAUUUCUAUAGUAAGCGAGAAAUUUUAUUCAAAAACUUUCUGUUAAAUUCCCGCACAAUUCAAAAGCACAACCAAUCACGAAGUUUUCACGAUUUUCAUUUAGUUCGAGUAAAUUAUAUUUUAACCAUGUCAGAGCGAAGUAAGCGACCUGUUAUCCUGCUGAAAGCGCCGACCGCAGAUGACUUAUAUGGUCCGACGAUGCGUAACCAUAAUCUGGAUCCGAUUUUUAUAGCGCCUUCCCACUUUGUGUUCAAGAACUUAAGGACACUGCGAGCCAAGCUCAUGGAACCGCACAAAUAUGCUGGGAUUAUCUUUCCCUCACCGCGAUGUGUCCAGGCGGUGCACGAAGCACUGGACAGGAAUCCCCUGCCCAGCUGCUGGCGCCCUUUACACAACUACGCCCUGGGAAGGAGCACCCACAACGCGGCCUGGUUUACCCUUCAGAAUCUACCCACUAUGGGUGAUCAUGCCGCGAACGCCCAUAACCUGUGUGAUCUGAUUGUGGAGACAUUCGGACCCAAGCGAGAUCUUCCCCUGUUGAUGCCAUGCGGCAAUGGAGUCGGUCAGACCCUCCGUCUGCGAUUGGUGGCCCAAGGCUUUCGGGUGGACGGCUGUGAGGCAUACGAGAGCCAAUCCCAUCCAGACUUUGCUGAGCAAAUGCGCCACGCUCUGAAAUACAAGCGCAUGGAGACCAUCGUGUUUUUUGGUCCCUCCAGCGUCCGCAGCUCCCUUCAGUUUUUCGAAAAGUACAAUGUCUCUUUGAAGGACCGAAAGCUAAUAGCCGUGGGAGCAGGAACCAGAAAGGCCAUGGAGGACGCAGGCAUGCAGAUGGACGCCGUGGUGGACCCCACCGACCUGGGCCAGCUAUUGAGAGCAAUCAAAUCCUAGUUUAGUUUGUUGUUUUUAUUUGUUUUUACUUUGGUAUGCUUUCCAAAUCUGUUUAGUGUAAUUCUAUAGAUUAAAGCUCAUAAACGUUAAAAUUUAA
Messenger RNA from Drosophila ananassae, 993 nucleotides. It is a transcript of the gene Uros2, whose product is annotated as uroporphyrinogen-III synthase. The coding region runs from base 135 to 896 and encodes 253 amino acids. The transcript has a single exon. NCBI's taxonomy places the organism in Eukaryota, Metazoa, Arthropoda, Insecta, Diptera, Drosophilidae. Gene Ontology annotation, biological process: uroporphyrinogen III biosynthetic process. Gene Ontology annotation, molecular function: uroporphyrinogen-III synthase activity. The record is from RefSeq and is a predicted model, not a curated record.